AUGUGCAAUGGUGAGUUCACAGAUGAAAGUGCCGACGAGUCGUGGACCUUCUUGCAUGAAGUUGCCGAGAAAACUCAGCAAUGGGAGUCUGAUAGAGCACCUAGGAAGUCAACCAUCAGGGGUAAUGUUCGUAAAAUAGAGUAUGACUUUGAGGGUAAUGCUAAAAUAACAUCAUUGGUUAGGAGAGUUGAGGCUUUAGAACUAGAGAAAAAUAUGAAAUCUGCUGCAACUACUUCUUGCAACCAAGUUGAGGUUUCUAUUUGUGCUGCAUGUAAUAGUUCUGAUCAUCUUGUUGAUAACUUCCCACAAUUGCAUAAAUUUCAAGAGUCCAGACCUGAACAAGCUAAUGUUUUGCAUCAAAAGCAUGAGAAUAACCCCUAUAUUCAGACAUAUAACCCAGGGUGGAGAAACCACCCUAACUUUUCAUGGUCCAAGGGCCCUGUACAAGGGAAGAUGACUGACCAAAGGUUUGCUAGUCUAGAACUUAAGUUGGGCCAAAUCUGUGAUGCUCUAAAUGAGAGGGAAAAGGGUAAACUCCCUAGUCAACCUCAGCAAAAUCCGAAAGGCACAUUUCAGAAAAUAUCCAUUGUAGAAAAUGACUCUGAGCAUGUUUAUAAAUAUAAAAAUUCUACUGAUGUUAAUGUUUCUUUGCCAUCUAAUGUCCUUGUUGCUCCAUUUCCUCAAAGGUUGGUGCAGCAGAAGAAAGGUACCCAUUACAAUGAGAUGUUAGAGAUGUUCAAACGAGUUAACAUCAACAUUCCAUUUCUUGAAGCAAUAAAGCAGAUCCCUGCUUAUGCUAAGUUCUUGAAAGAUCUGUGCACACAAAAGCGAAAGCUUAAUGUGCAUAAGCGUGCCUUUCUUGCUGAACAAGUGAGUUCUAUCAUUCAAAAUAAGACUCCACCUAAGUUUAGAGACCCAGGUUGUCUCACAAUCACUUGCAUGAUAGGUGACCAUACGGUCAAUAAGGCUUUACUGGACUUAGGGGCAAGUGUUAACCUACUUCCAUAUUCGGUGUAUGUGCAAUUGGGUCUUGGAGAGUUAAAACCAAUACCUAUAACUCUGCGAUUGGCGGAAAGAUCCAUCAAAGUGCCACGUGGUGUGGUAUAA
This is a messenger RNA of Papaver somniferum (opium poppy), 1107 nucleotides long. RefSeq lists its product as uncharacterized. Lineage: Eukaryota; Viridiplantae; Streptophyta; Magnoliopsida; Ranunculales; Papaveraceae. The transcript has 3 exons. Bases 1 to 1107 code for a protein of 368 amino acids. The record is from RefSeq and is a predicted model, not a curated record.